GUAACAAAUAGCGAAACAUGGAUGUGAUUCAUACUUCCUGUUGUUGUCAGCCCUGAUCCCUGAUUCAUAGGAUCAUGGUUGACCGAUUGGUAAACAGCGAAGCCAAUGCUAGGCGUAUUGGCAUGGUCGAAAACUGCUUUGGCAGUUCUGGUCAGCCACUUGCAGUACCUGGAAGAGUUUUAGUUGGAGAAGGUGUUCUAACAAAAAUGUGUAGAAAAAAACCAAAACCAAGACAGUUUUUCUUAUUUAACGAUAUAUUGGUUUAUGGAAACAUUGUAAUAAAUAAAAAAAAGUACAAUAAACAGCACAUUAUACCACUUGAAGAAGUUAAAUUGGAGUCUGUGGCCGACGAUGGUCAAUAUCGCAAUGGUUGGCUCAUAAAAACAGUAACAAAGUCAUUUGCUGUUUAUGCUGCCACUGCAACAGAGAAACAAGAAUGGAUGGCUCACAUUACAAAAUGUAUAGAGGAUUUAUUAAGAAAGAGUGGUAAAAAACCAGUCGAAGUUCAUGCAGCUGUAUGGGUACCAGAUAAUGACGCUACAAUCUGUAUGCACUGUAAUAAGACACAAUUUACAGUCUUAAAUAGACGACACCAUUGUAGACAGUGCGGAGCCGUGGUAUGUGGACCGUGCAGUAAUAAGAAGUUAUUACUGCCUGGACAAGGAAAUGGAAAAGCGGUUAGAGUCUGUUUACAAUGUUAUGAUGCAGCUAGUAAAGUAAAAGCAUCAUCUCCAACGACUGUUGACAAUCUAAAUAAUAAGGACCAACAACGCAAUUCUGCUGAUAGUUCGGGAGGGGACAGCUCUGGUGAUGAUGACGAUGAAAAUAAGGAAGAAAAGCAUGAUGAGCCUAAAUUUUACUCUCCGCUUGCCCCAUGAAGUCGACCACAUUAUUUUAAAAUAAAGAAAACUACGGACGGACAAAUUAUUCAAAUCGAUAUUUUUUAAAAUUAAUAACUUUAAAUUGUCAAUAUUUUAAACUUAUAGUAAUCUAAAAAUUAUUAACCUUUUUGGUACUUAUAGCAA
Molecule: messenger RNA, 1025 nt
Organism: Hylaeus volcanicus
Lineage: Eukaryota; Metazoa; Arthropoda; Insecta; Hymenoptera; Colletidae
Gene: rush
Product: pleckstrin homology domain-containing family F member 2
Exons: 8
Coding region: 75-878 (267 amino acids)
Cellular component (GO): early endosome
Molecular function (GO): phosphatidylinositol binding; metal ion binding
Source: RefSeq, a predicted model, not a curated record